Messenger RNA from Acanthoscelides obtectus, 3345 nucleotides. NCBI's taxonomy places the organism in Eukaryota, Metazoa, Arthropoda, Insecta, Coleoptera, Chrysomelidae. The record is from the annotation of a GenBank genome assembly.
CUUCAAAUUGCGCUAAGAUUUCGUUUCUUUGGCAAUUUUGGGUAAAGAUAUGCAGCUAUAAAAUUACCUUCGAAGUUGGCCAAAGAUUCCUGGUCUAUAAGUUGAUAUCCGUCCCCGAUUUCCAAAGCGACGGCUAGCGCCGCCAGCGGCCGUGUCGUCAACGAGAAUGAAUACGUAGACUCGAAAGUGGACGUGUGUGAAACAGCAUGAAGAAAACGACGGAAAAUGGAGCAACUUUGUAGUUUUUGUGUAAAAAUGUGGUGUACAUUUGUGUGAGAGAUGUGUCGGAACGAGUGUGUAUAAAAAAUAUUCAAGUGAACUCCCGCAAUACGCUAGAAAAUCGUUUGUAAACAAACUCGGCGACACUCUGCCAAGAUGGCUGGACGUUCAAGAUAAAUUCUUUGUCCGUAUGUCAGCAUGAGAGCAGCGCUAUUUGCACCAGAAAGGAGGAUAGAGAGGGAAUGCAUGACAUGUUCAUCCAUCCCCAUCAGUUUGCGACAAAUAGCAGCAGCAACGUAUUUGUGCAACCAAAAAAACGUAAAGCAGAAUAUUAUACAAACGGUAGUAACAGUGCCACAGGUAAUGCAAACCAUCGUGGUGAACUGUCUACGUUCAAUGAACAAGUUUUCUGUGUGAACGAAUCUAAUCUCACUACAAAUAUCAACCAUGCCAGUCCUGGCAAUGGUGGUCAACAAACUUUUGUGCGGACAUCUACCAUUAAACUCUUAGAUACACAACAACGCUGUGGCCAAAAGCGUAAAAAUUGGUCAUCUGAAGGUAAUGGUAAUAGCUGCGGCGACGCAGCUGAGUCUAAAACCUUCAGUCCUUCAGAAAACAUCACCACGACGGCCCACAGCAAGGUUGCUGCGGCCCCGGGGGCCACAAACCCCCAGCCGCAAGGUAAAAGAAGAGGACCCCAGCACAGAUCGGGCUCAGGCGCUGACGGCGACUACCAAUUGGUCCAGCAUGAGGUGCUCUACUCCAUGACCAAUCAGUAUGAGGUGCUCGAGUUCCUCGGUAGGGGCACCUUCGGACAGGUGGUCAAAUGUUGGAAGAAGGGCACAAACGAAAUCGUCGCCAUCAAGAUCCUCAAGAAUCACCCGUCGUAUGCUAGACAGGGUCAAAUAGAAGUGAGCAUCUUGUCGAGAUUGAGCCAAGAAAAUGCGGACGAAUUCAACUUCGUCAGGGCGUACGAGUGCUUCCAGCACAAGAACCACACGUGUCUCGUAUUCGAGAUGCUCGAACAGAACCUAUACGACUUUCUCAAACAGAACAAGUUUAGCCCGUUGCCGUUGAAAUACAUCAGGCCGAUACUGCAGCAGGUUCUGACUGCAUUGCUCAAACUAAAGCAAUUGGGACUGAUCCACGCGGAUCUGAAACCGGAGAACAUAAUGCUGGUCGAUCCGGUGCGGCAGCCGUACCGCGUCAAGGUGAUCGACUUCGGCAGCGCCAGUCACGUCAGCAAGGCGGUGUGCAACACCUAUUUGCAGUCCAGGUACUACCGCGCACCGGAGAUCAUCCUCGGCCUUCCGUUCUGCGAGGCGAUCGACAUGUGGUCGUUGGGAUGCGUCGUUGCCGAGUUGUUCCUCGGCUGGCCGCUGUAUCCCGGCUCGUCGGAGUACGAUCAGAUCAGAUAUAUCAGCCAAACGCAAGGCCUGCCCACCGAACACAUGCUGAACAACGCAUCGAAAACGACGAAAUUCUUCUACCGCGACAUGGACAGCACGUACCCUUUCUGGAGGCUGAAAACGCCGGAGGAACACGAGGCCGAAACGGGGAUCAAAUCGAAGGAGGCGCGGAAAUACAUCUUCAACUGUCUCGACGACAUCGGACAAGUGAACGUGCCCACCGAUCUGGAAGGCGGGCAGUUGCUGGCGGAAAAGGUCGACAGGAAGGAGUUUAUCGAUCUGCUCAAAAGGAUGCUCACCAUGGACCAGGUAGAGCGAAGAACCACACCUGGAGAGGCUCUCAACCAUCCGUUCGUUAGACUGGCUCAUCUGGUAGACUACGCACAUUGUAAUAAUGUGAAGGCUAGUGUACAAAUGAUGGAGGUAUGCCGUCGCAACGACUACAACAACUCAAAUACAACGUCUCACCACCAACCGGCUCAGCAGGCGCCAUCUUUGGUCGCCAAUUUCGUGCCCAAUUCCAACGGAAACGUGACGUUCACCAUCAACAACCAACUGACGAAUCAAGUGCAGAGGCUUGUGAGGGAUAGAUCGGGAUAUGACAAUUUGUACCAGAUCUACAACGGCCGCACCGUCGGCCGGCAAUACUCGGCGACCGCGACUGCCGGCACAGGCGCUGCCGGCGCCGGUAGAGCCGCGGAUCCCUUCCAACAUCAACUCGUCUCGAGCAUCCUGUGUCCGGCGGCUGCGGCUGCUGCGGCCGCAGCCGCCGCCGCGGCAGCAGCUGCCGGCUAUCAGGGCGUCGGAGGAUCGCCGACGAAACACGUCGCGGUCGCCGUGCAACAGCCGCAGUUGCAGCUGCAGCCGCCGAUGCCGCAACAGCAGUACGUGCCGGUCAGCGUCGUCGAGCAGAGCGGCAGGCAGAUGUUGCUUACGACCUCCUGGCCUACCAGCAACCGGCAACAGAUGGCGAUCGUCCCAUCGUGGCAGCAGCUGCCGCCGCAACAUCCGGCCAUCCAACAACCGUUGCUGUCCGAGGCGGAUUGGGGCCGACCUCUGCUGGUCGAUUCCUCAACCAUCCUGCAGGAUCAACGGCCCGUUUUCCCGGUAGACGUCGCCGCCGAAGUGUACAACCCGGCGAUCGUCGAGCAGGUCAGCGGUUGGGGCGCGUCGAGCAAGAGAAGUUCGAAGAACAACCACGGACAGCCGGUCGGAGGGCAUCAUUCGCAUCAUCAUCUGAUGGUGCCGACCCACCAUCGGUCCAUCCAGCACGACAAAAAGGAACAAACGCAACUGUCGCCGGUGAAGAAACGCGUCAAAGAAGGCACGCCCCCGUCGGAACAAUUGAACUACUCGUCGCGUCGCAUGGCGAUUCACAGCCCGCCGCAGAUGAACGCGCAUUGGCCGCAACCGCCGCACCUGCCUCCCGCGCACGCGCAUCACCAGCAGCCCGUCGUCACGUCACACGAUCAUCAGACGCAGACCACGUCGCACCACCACCAUCAUCACCAUGCCGGCGGAUCGGCAACGCACAGUCACCACCAAUCGACGAACACGACGUCGACGAUGGCGGGCGGUCACGGCCACCACCAUCCCACGAAACAGCACACGAUCACGAUCAACGACACGCCGUCCCCGGCCGUCUCCGUGAUCACGAUCUCGGACAGCGAGGACGAAUCGACGAGCGCGGCGUCGUCCGCGUCAGCAACGGCGGCGG